Messenger RNA from Folsomia candida, 3361 nucleotides. Its product is annotated as ABC transporter G family member 23-like. The transcript has 15 exons. NCBI's taxonomy places the organism in Eukaryota, Metazoa, Arthropoda, Collembola, Entomobryomorpha, Isotomidae. Gene Ontology annotation, molecular function: ATP binding; ABC-type transporter activity; ATP hydrolysis activity. The coding region runs from base 1108 to 3204 and encodes 698 amino acids. The record is from RefSeq and is a predicted model, not a curated record. Gene Ontology annotation, cellular component: membrane.
CUCACCUACUUAAAUCUAAUUACUCUAUAGCAUAGCUGCGAAAAAAACUGCACAUCAUUAAAUUAUUUGAGGCGUCAGACAUGUUGUUCUAAAAAGGCCAAUAUACAUGCGUGGAUAGUAAUUAAAUCAAAAACAUUAAUGUGCAACAUUUCAACUUUAAUGCGAGACUGAUUGCGUGGGAGUUUGAGUGCAUAUCUUCAGAAAUAAGCAAAUAUACACACAUGCCUACCAACCUUCUACUUUAGUUCUAAUGCGAUAUCCUCCAGGAAUCUGGAAAUGUGACGGACGUAGCUAUAAUACAUACUUAUGUGUUCCUUCGUUUUAGUUGGAAAACUUAAUGAUGGAUACACGAUGAUAGAUAGAAAUAAUUGAGUUUGUAUUCAUUACAACAUUGAAAUUCUGUCGACAGGAAUAAACACUACAAAACAUGGAAGGAUACUUGGAAUUUCUUACUUCUAUAAAAAUAUAACAACUUUUACGUAAUUGUUACAUACCUUGUGAAGCAUUUGCCAAUUAUUUAGAUAUGUUGUAUGUCUGACUAACUGGAAAAUACGCGUGGAUAUCGAUGUCAUACAUGUGCAUACGUUUUAUGACUAAACAAUUACAUGCAUACGUUGAUUUCGAUGAAACAUGCGCCCCAAUGCACAAUAUGCGUUAUUCGAUGCCUAGUUUUGUUCUCAAGAUACAACUUUCAUCCAAAUUAUUCAAUUUUAUAAUCCAGUGCGCAUGGCAUGGGAUUUCCAUGUUAAUAUAGGUUUGUAGUUUCAUUAUAAUCAGAAAAUCUUCCAAUCUAGUGAAAUUUUAUACCAUGUGGAUAAUUAUAAACUAAUUGAUGGAUGCAUGUAAUUCCUAUAUGUUUUUUAUUACUUAAAAUACCUCCAUAAGGGAAGGAGGAAAACUUUUUAGCCCAAGAAAUGCACGCACAUAGUGCAUAAUUAGUCACAGGGUACGCUAUAUACAAAGAAGGCGUUCCUCGUUAGAUUUCUACCAUAGCAAGUUAAACCCGAUCUUAAUUAAAUUUUUACCAAGAUCUUACUAAAAACAUAAAAUCAACUUUCACUACAAAGUAUAAUUUAUUGGACCAAGUUAAUUAGUGCAGAAUUAGCAAUGAUUCAUACCAUAGAUGUUUAUGCAGAUCAACCAGCCAUGGAAGUAGAACACGGUGGUAAACACUACUCAGAUAAAGUAGUUUUGAACGACGUGAAUUUGAAAGUUGAAAAAGGAAUUAUAUAUGGGCUUCUUGGGCCUUCCGGAUGCGGGAAAACAACCCUUCUGUCCUGUCUCGUUGGUGUGCAACGGUUAAAUGCAGGACGGAUUACAAUAUUUGGCAAGAACGUGACAAAAUAUAAGAAUGGAACGCCUGGCAGAAUGCUGGGUUACAUGCCACAGGAAAUUUCGCUGUACGGAAACUUCACAAUUUUCGAGACUUUCGCCUACUACGGCGUGCUUAAUGGCAUGACGGAAGAACGUAUAAAAUAUAAAUUGACUAAACUUUCGUCCAUUUUAAAUUUACCACAUGUAGCUAAACUUGUGGAUAAAUUAAGUGGUGGCGAACAAAGGCGUGUCUCCUUGGGUGUGGCUUUACUACACAAUCCUCAACUCCUCGUUUUGGACGAACCCACGGUUGGAAUUGAUCCACUAUUGAGAGAAACGAUUUGGGACUAUCUCAAACUUUUAGUCAAAUCUCAGGGAACGACAGUAUUGAUGACGACGCAUUAUGUUGAAGAAACCGCAAACUGCGAGAAAAUUGGCUAUAUCAGGGACGGAUCCCUUAUAGUCGAAGACACUCCUUCCUCAUUACUGCAAAAAUAUGACACCAACAGGUUAGACGACGUCGUGCAUAAGCUUUGCAACAAUGUGGAAAUCAAGGCGACCUGGCAAGACUCUCCGCAAAUUUACGAUGCACCAAGUGUGAAGCCAACCCAACUGAAAUCGUUGAAUGUCAACAAUGUGGUAAAAGUUUGGAACGAAACGAAAUCGAAUGAAGGGUUGACGGGUUGUUUCGACAGCGACAUUUUAAAAGUCCUAGUUAAAAGAAACUUGACAAUCUACGUGCGAAAUCCCUUGAUAAUCCUCCUCGAGUUUAUUGUGUUAGUAUUCAACGUAUAUCUAUUUGUAUAUCUUGCCGGCAAUCAUCCUCUCGGGUUGAAGAUUGGAUUUGUCAAUAAUGAAGGGACAUGUCCAGAAAAUUUUCAGUUAAACGAGUUGAAGAAUCCUGGGAAUUACAGUUGUGCGUUUAUAUCAGAACUUGUUAAGGAAGGUUUGGAUAUGAUUCCAAUUAGUUCUGAAAUGAGGGCACUAAACGAUGUCAAACAAGGGAAGCUUUCGGGUUAUAUAAGCAUCCCUGCGAAUUUUUCAGAGCACUCGAAAGCACGCUUCCUUUUCGGACUGCAUUCCGAUAAUGAAACUCUUGAUGGGUCCACCGUAACAGUUCGUCUAGAUCAUUCAGAAUAUUUAUAUGCAUUCUUCAUCCGGCAAACGUUAUACAGCUCUUUACAAACAUAUAUUCAAUCUAUUGGGCUUCAGUAUGACAUUGACAGCCGAGUAACGACACUUCCGAUUUCGUUCUCCUCCAUUUUCGGACCCGGAGAUGAAAGUUGGAACCCGUUUCUUAUGCCGGCUGGACUGCUAAUAGUAUGGUGUUUUUACGGAACAACUUUGCCACUAUUUUACAUCCAGGACAAAGCCCAGCACACCCUCGCACGGACUCUGGCUACAGGUGUCGAUUAUUACAAGGUCGUCCUCUCCUAUUAUAUUGCGGACAUGCCAUGUGUUAUUUGGCAGUCUGGGAUUAUGCUCAGCGUCAUGGCGUGGGUCAAAUGGGACGAGGUGAAGGGGAGUUGGGGGCUGAUAUUCCUCAUCUUCUAUCUCGUCCGACUUAUAUCGACAUCAAUUUCCAUCUUUGUGGGGACAUUUAGCAAGAAAGAGUUGAACUGCAUAUUUCUUGCCGUCGCUGUUUUGUUCUUCUGUAUUUAUGGGUCAGACACAUUUUGGCCAGUACAGUCCAUCGUUUGGUGGUAUCGACCUUUUUGUUAUUGUCUUCCCAUCACAUAUCCGCUGGGAGUAUUGCGCUCUGUCAUUGCGAAAGGUUGGGGACUUUUCCAUCCAGUGGUUGCAGUGUAUGGAGUUUGUAUUCCUUCGGUGAUGAUACUUGUUCUGUUCGGGGGAGGAAUUUUGAUUGAAAAACGCAACCGAAAAAACUAAUGCGGAACAAAUUUAGAUAUUUUUGUAUUCCGAUAAGUCACUAAUGAGUUUCUUGUACCUUAAUUUAAAAACAUUGCAGUAUUACACUGUGUAAAUAUGAAUUUAGUAAUUAUUGAAUAAAUUUGUGGGAGAUUUCUCCUGGAUUAAUCUAUCUGAA